GAGCGAGAAGCUGCGUAUAUUGUCUUCUCGUAUAGUAAAGUUGGUGGUGUGUGGCGAUUGUUUGUCUUUACCUGUUGCUGCUUCUGCUGCUUCAUCAGCAGCAGCAGGAGGAGCAGCAGCAGCAGGAGGAGGAGCAGGAGGAGCAGCAGCAGCAGCAGCAGCAGCAGGGCGAUUAGAGCAGCAGCUGUCUCUUUCUGCAGCAUUAAACGAAGCAGACUCUUUUCUCUCACAGAUUGCUUCAUCUGUCUCUGUCUCCUUCAUGCCUGGGCCCAGAGACCCUUCAAACUUUACUCUGCCUCAGCUGUCUGUACACUCUGCUAUGCUGCCGCUUACACGAGAAUAUAAAUCUGCGACGGGUUUAUCAAACCCUUCUGCUUUUUCUAUCAAUGGGAUCCGGUUUAUCGGCAGCAGCGGUCAGCCAAUCGCUGACAUCUGCGCAAACAGCAGUCUCUCCCCUAUCGAGGCCCUGGAGCUCUCAGCGCAUUGCCGCUGCAUCGCCCCGACUGCCCCUGACACACUCGCAUGCUAUCCCUUUACAUCAGGAGACCCCUUUACUGUUUCAGGAGACAGCAGCUACCACGUCUACUUCGCGGGGCUGCAGCAGCAGCACGAACACAGACAGCUGCGCACUGCACCAGCAGCAGCAGCAGCAGCAGCAGCAGGUACAGGUACAGGUACAGGUACAGCAGCGCCAGCAGCAGCAGCAGCAGCAGGGCCUGCUGCUGCUGCUGUUGCACAGGAGCUGCAACAGCAGCAACAGCAGCAGAAGCAACGGCAGCAGCUGCAACACCAGCAACAGCAGCAGCAGCAACAGCAGCAGCAGCAACAGCAGCAAGAAGAGGAUGCGAAUUAA
This is a messenger RNA of Eimeria acervulina, 853 nucleotides long. Its product is annotated as DNA polymerase delta small subunit, related. Gene Ontology annotation, biological process: DNA replication; DNA strand elongation involved in DNA replication. The annotation marks the transcript as partial. Gene Ontology annotation, cellular component: delta DNA polymerase complex. The record is from RefSeq and is a predicted model, not a curated record. Lineage: Eukaryota; Apicomplexa; Conoidasida; Eucoccidiorida; Eimeriidae. The transcript has 5 exons. Gene Ontology annotation, molecular function: DNA binding.